Monodelphis domestica (gray short-tailed opossum) is the source of this 3588-nucleotide messenger RNA. RefSeq names its product R-spondin 1 (gene RSPO1). The record is from RefSeq and is a predicted model, not a curated record. Lineage: Eukaryota; Metazoa; Chordata; Mammalia; Didelphimorphia; Didelphidae.
GCUCCUCUAGAGGCCGAAGGAAAGGCACAACCGGGCAACCCCGCGCUGCCAGAGACUCCCGGAGAGAAGGGCAGAAAGAGCGAGAUAAAGGCACGAUUUCUCUUCGAGAGACAGCAGCUAGAGAAGGGGAGCGAACGAUCCAAACAGAGUCCGGGGCGGGGCGGGGCCGGGUGGGAGUUAGGGGAGGUGCCAAAGGACCGAAAAGAGGGGUGGGGCACCAGCCCCGGAGAGGGUGAGCCUUCGGCUCAGUUCCCUUGCCUGCAGAUUGAGCAAUUUGGGAGCGGGAGGAGCUGAGCCUAACCAAGCGGAGGAGAGGGGGCGCGGGAGGCUGGGCGCACGGGGCUGGCCGGCAGCGCCCCUCGCCCCCUCCCGGCCCCUGUCCCAGCCUUCAGGACGGCUUCGGACCCGACAGGGAAGGAUAACGGGGGCCCAAGCAUAGUCGGAUUUGGGGGAUCGCGAAACCAGCCGAGGUUCCAUUUAGGUGUGACUGUGCCUUAAUGUUCCAGCAGAAGUUAUAAGCAGCUGUCCUCGGAUGUGACAGUGCCUCUCCUUCCGCCUCUCCCUAAGCCUCCAAGGUGGGGAAAGAAUUUCUGAAUUCCCUAUGGGGCUGAUAGCAGAGCUGCACCUCCCCUGCCCUCCUCCAUCACCCUCUGAGAUUAUGGUGGCUGUGGGCUAUGGUCCAGACCUGGGACCCACCUCGCUGACCCAGCCCUGCAGCCACUAGCUGGAGCUAGGUGCCCCCAGACCACGCUGCCUUCCAGGGGGCCAGGAGCUGGGGAGUGACUAUGCGGCUUGGACUGUUGGUGGUGGCCCUCAUUCUGAGCUGGAUGCAUCUUGCUGGCAGUAACCGAGGACUGAAGGGGAAAAGGCAGAGGCGGAUCAGCACAGAGGGAAGUCAGGCCUGUGCCAAGGGCUGUGAGCUGUGCUCUGAGGUCAACGGUUGCCUCAAGUGCUCCCCUAAGCUCUUCAUCCUUCUGGAGAGGAACGACAUCCGGCAGGUUGGAGUCUGCCUGCCGUCCUGCCCACCUGGAUACUAUGAUGCUCGCAACCCUGAUAUGAACAAAUGUAUCAAAUGCAAGAUUGAGAACUGUGAGGCCUGCUUCAGCCACAAUUUUUGCACAAAAUGUAAAGAGGGCUUAUACCUUCACAAGGGCCGCUGUUACCCAGCCUGUCCCGAGGGCUCCUCGGCGGCCAACGGCACCAUGGAAUGCAGCAGUCCUGCUCAAUGUGAAAUGAGCGAGUGGUCCCUCUGGGGGCCGUGCUCCAAAAAGAAGAAGCUCUGUGGGUUCCGGAGGGGUUCCGAAGAACGGACGCGUCUUGUGCUGCAGACGCCCUCUGGGGACCGUUCGGUCUGUCCUAGCACCAAGGAGACCAGGAGGUGUACAGUGCAGAGGAUUCCAUGCCCUGAAGGACAAAAGAGACGGAAGGAUGGACAGGGUCGGCGGGAGAAUGCCAAUGGGAACCUGAGCAGGAAAGAAAGCAAAGAGGCCCGCCUGGGCUCUCCUCGGAGACGGAAGGGACAGCCGCCGCCACAGCACAGAGGGACGGAAGGUCCCAUCGCCCCUGCUGGUGCAGCCUAGAGAGGACUCCAGGCCUGGACUCUAGAAACAGAAAGCCAGCGCUGCGACGCAUUCGAGAGCUUAGCCGAACUGGAGGGCUGCCAAAAUACAUGGCCACAUGCGGGUACGCGCACGAGGCGUGCACGUGGAUACACAAAAUACCGACGGGCAACACACACCAAACGUACACCCACACAAGGCAUGGGUGGGCGUGCCCAUCCCCCUGCUCAUACAGGCACACAUCAAAAGGAAGGCCUUCCCUUCCGUCUUAGAAGCAAUACUGUGCAGGGGCUCCAAGGCAGAAGAGUGGGAAGGGCUGGGCAAGGGGGGCCAAGUGACUUGUCCAGGGUCACACCGCCGGGAAGGGUCUGAGGCCAGAUUUUGAAACCAGGAGAGCAGCUUAAUUAAAAAAAAACAACCAACAACUUGGAAUGACCUCCAUGAAAUUAGGAGCCCCCUGGCUGCCCUCACAAUAUGCUUAUGAACACACGUGCAUAGGCAGACGUGUAUGCUCGAGGAAGAUAAAGGCAGGCAUCCAGGUGUCUACACUAGACAGACAUGCAUCCAUGUACACACACACACACACACACACACACACACACACACACACACACAGACGUGUGCGUGCCUCCAUGUGCCUCGGACAGACGUGCCUCCGGACCGUGUGCCGGCAGACUGUGGAGCACGUGCUUCUAAAGCAGCAGAGGGGAAGCCUUGGGAGGCACGGCGGUCCUUGGCUGCAUGCAGAGGUGAGGAGGGGGCCGAGGGAGCCCCCUGGCGCUCGGUGGAAGCAGAGCUGAGCUCCUUCGUUUGAGAAGGUUCCUUGAAGGAAAUUGUUUUUGGAGAACUUUCCCAGCAGUGACCCGACAGGCAGCAGUGGCUGAAGAGACAAGCAGGGCUGGGCUUGACUGCCAGGUGGACCCCACGCCUCCCUAGAGGCCUGGCCCGGAAAGGGCUCGCCUUCCCCCGCCCCUGUCCCGUGUUUCUGGAUGUAAGACUUUAUCUCGGAAGAAUCUCUGUUAAAUGUCCACGGCAUGAUGUCAGGGGAGACCAGACCCUGAAAACGGCUUAAAAAUCUAUUUCAAAUUAAAAAAUGAAAACUACCAGCUAUGUUCCUUUCCAAGGGUGAGGAUGGAGGAGACUGAGGGGGGCGGAAGGGAGGGGAAGGGGAGCUGGCUGGAGGCAGGACCGGCUCUUAGGAGGGUAGGGCAGAUUGUUAGAGAAGGAACAAGGAAAGGGAAGGAAUCUUUUUGGAAGAUUUUAUAUACAUUAUCUCAUUUGGACUUCAUAAUAAUGCCGAGGCAAAUGUUAUAGAUAGUCUCGUCCCUGUUUUACAAAUAGGGAAACUGAGGCUUAGAGAGGCUAAGCGACUUGUCCAUAGUCACAUAGUUAAUAAGUGUGAGAGGUGGGAUCUUUACUUCAAGAUUAACAGAGUACCCACUAUGCCAUCCUAUCUGCCUCUCCAGAAAAAAUAAAAGGAAGAGGACUUGGGGUUAGCUAUAAAGAAAAAGUUCUUGACUUGAAAAUCCUAGGAUGUGAGAGUGGGAAGAGACUUCAGGUCCCUGGGUGAGCCAAUGGGUGAACAGGAAAGGAUCCAAUGCAACAAUAUUUGUAAAGGGCAUAGCAGAGUGCCUGGCAAACUGUAGGUGCUUAAUAAAUGUUUGUUCUUUCUCUCCCUUGAAUUCUGGGCCUGGAGUCAGAAAAACUUGAGUUCAGAUCUAGACACUCAAGAGGACUAAAAGUCCUAGCACACAAGGAUUGGUUGAAAGACCUAAAGAUGCUAAAUUAUUUUUAACUGUCACUGGCGUCAGGGUCUGACAUCCUGAAGGUCUCAGACCCCAGGGACCCUAGGGGAGUCAUCCCAACCCCAUCUGCCUCAGCUUCCUCAAUUGCAAAAUGGGAAUAAAAAGAGCACCUGUCUUCCAGGAUGGUUGUGAAGAUUAAAUCAGAAUGUUGGGAAGUGUUUAGCACCAUACGUGGCCCAUAGGGUGUGCUUAAUAAAAUGAAUAAUAAUAAUAUGUAAUAAUAA